AUGGGUAAUGGAAACAUUUCAACAUGUGUAAAUGCUGUUAGAAAUAUAGUUAGUAGUUUGUGGUCUGCUGUGAGGAAUGAAUGCUUGUCAAAAGAAGCUAAACAGUUUAUUAGGAAGAAUGCAGUUCUGCUCAUUUUGUUGUAUGUAAGUGAGAGUCAGCCCAUGCUGGAAAGAUACAAACAAGUGCAGGAAGGUGCCACCGUCUUUGAAGACCAUUCAAAAACUACAAUAAGGGUCUGUGAAAAGCAGCUAAUUGCUCCAGACCUCAAACGUGGAGCUCUAGCAUGCUCAGAAUGUCGUAUGGUGCUCUCCAAUCCCACAGGAGUUUUUACCUCUCCUUGCUUCCCCAAUAAUUAUCCCAACAGUCAAGAAUGCACGUGGACCAUCAGGGCUCCUUUUGGAUACAUCAUUCAGAUAACAUUUGUUGAUUUUGAAAUUGAAGAAGCUUCUGGCUGCAAGUAUGAUUUUAUAACUUUGGACACUGGAGUCAAAGCCAAAGGAAAUAAUUAUUGUGGUAUGACUGCCAAAGGUUUAUCGUUUAAUUCAUCUAGGAAUGAAAUGACUGUAUUUUUUAAAAGUGACUUUAGCAUCCAAAAAAAAGGCUUCAAUGCUAGUUAUACCCGAAUUGCUGUAUCUUUGAAGAAUCAAAAGGUGGUCAUUCCACAAUUUCUAGACGCUGAUUCUGUCUCUCUGGCAAAUUCCAUCCAAGUACCAGAACUUAAUCAGUUCACCUUGUGCUUUGAAGCAACGGCAAACAACAGAAAUAACCGUGACUGGAAGGCCUUCUCCUAUGGUGAUUCCUCUGUGGAAUUCUUCAGCUUUGGGAAAACAAAACAGGGGCACUUUAUUUUGAUCUCAGACAUAGAGUGUUUCUUAAACGACGCACUUGACGUUGGUCUAAAUGAGGACUUCUUCACGGAAACGUUUGAAGAGCUUUGCAUUAUAUGGGAUAGCUUGUCAGGCACUGUAGGUGUAAACGUCAAACAGAUGUAUAAAACGGUCCAUUGUUCAGGUACUUAUGGAAAAGUGAUUCCUGGUAAUGGGAAGUUGGUUCUGGGUUCUGACAGAGACGACAUAAGCCCUCUCACUGGAGAUAUGUACAACUUCCGGCUUUGGAAUUUUACAAUGAAUCCCCAGUCUCUUUUCAACCUCAGCUGUGAUGAGAAAGGCAACAUUGUCGACUGGGAAAAUGAUUUCUGGAGUAUUCCAACAACGUUUCUAAAAGCAGAAAACAACCUGAGUUGUGGCUCAUAUCUCAUUCCCUCGCCUACCACUGAACCAACUAGCUGUGGCGACUUAGGAAGCCUUUGCCAAGCUACUGUAAGUUCAACCACUCCAUCACCCACUGUUACCACUAACAUGCUUGAUACUAACCGAACCGAUAAAAUAAUGGAUGGUAGAUUAUACUACAGAAUUGACCUUACUGUCUACAAAGUCAAAGAAGAUGCCGAGCCAAACAUUCAGGAUAUAAUUAGAGAAUGGUUAAUUCAAACCAUGGGAGAUUGGAAUUACACUGUCUGUGUGGUUAGGAUAAGUGUUCAACUAAAUACAGUAAAAAAUGGAUCAAGAGAAAAGAGAAAUGUUGGUCAUCAAAGUUUUGAGGUCCGUGCACUUUUAGCUUACAAUUCUACCAACAAUGUAAGUUUAGAAGAGCAAACAAUUAAGAAGAAACUCCUAAGCAGUAAUAUCACAGACGGCUUGAGACUCCAUGAAGUGAAAGUUCAUUCAGUUGAAAAAUGUGAAGCUCAAGAACACCCUCUAAAUUACCCCUGGAAAGAAACCAGACCAGGCGAGACUGACACCACAGCCUGCCAGGGCAACCCCACCCAGAUUGCAUCAAGAACAUGCUUUCUAAACAUGGAUAAUUACACAUCAUAUUGGGAUACUCCUGAUCUUAGAAACUGCACAGAAAAUGCUGCUGAUAUAGCCAAUCAGCUACUGAAUCUUACAGGAGAAGGACAACAGUUGACUUCAGACAAAGUCAAUGAUGUGAUCCAAAAACUAAAAAAAAUUGUGAAUGAUGAAGAAAUCAAUGAAUCUUUGGGUUCUACUGUGAUCACAAUAUUUUCCAAUAUUUUAACUAGUUCGGAUAACAUAUUGGCUGCAUCAUCUUCUGAAGCUAUAAAGACAAUCGAUGCCUUGGCAUUGAAGAUUCAGUUUACAGGUCCCUCCAUGAGCAUCUCAACCCGAAACUUAGCACUUGGAGUUUCAUCCUUGAAUUCAUCUUUAUUCAGUGGAUCUUCCUUCAGUGUUGGUCCCCAGAGCAAUGCUUCAGAUUUUCAGAUUGAUUUUGAUAAAAAUCAAGAAAAUUCCCUUGCUACUAUUACUUUGCCUCCAAGUUUGUUAAGGAAUUUAAAUCAAGAAGAACGUGAAGCUAUAUCCAGGGCUCAGUUCACUUUUUUCAAUAAAAAUGGACUCUUCCAGGAUACAGGAGCUCGUGGCAACUUAACCAGUUAUGUGGUAGCAUGCAGCGUGGGGAAUACCACUAUCCGUGAUCUCAAGGAAGCUGUGAAAAUUACAAUUAAGCAUACAUUUAAACAUGACAACAUUCAGAAGGCUCCUAAUGCUACUUGUGUCUUUUGGGAUAUGAACAAGAACAGAGGCCAAGGUGGAUGGAAUGAUACAGGCUGCUAUGCACUUGCAGAGUCAAAUGAGAAUGAGACUAUCUGUCUCUGCAGUCAUCUGACACACUUUGGUGUAUUGAUGGAUUUGCCAGGAACAGCUUCACAAAUAGAUCCUGGAAAUACCAGAGUCCUCACUUUCAUAACAUACAUUGGUUGUGGAAUAUCUGCCAUAUUUUCUGCUGCAACUCUUCUGACAUAUAUUGCUUUUGAAAAACUGCGAAGAGAUUAUCCUUCUAAAAUCCUAAUGAAUUUGAGCACAGCUUUGCUUUGCCUGAAUCUGGUCUUCCUCCUUGAUGGUUGGAUUGCAUCAUUUGACAUAGAAGGCCUCUGCAUUGCUAUUGCAGCCCUCCUGCAUUACUUCCUUCUGGCGACUUUCACCUGGAUGGCCCUGGAAGCUGUUCAUAUGUAUAUAGCUCUAGUAAAAGUGUUCAAUACUUACAUUCGCCGAUACAUAUUAAAAUUUUGCAUCAUUGGUUGGGGUUUACCAGCACUGGUGAUCAUUAUUAUUCUAGCAAGCACACAUGCAAAUACAAAUCAUAUUUACAACAAAGUUCUAUAUGGCAAAAAUAAUAAGGAACAAGAUGGAGAUGAUUUCUGCUGGAUUAAUAACAGUAUUGUAUUUUACGUGACUUGUGUUGGCUAUUUUGGAAUCAUGUUCCUCAUGAACAUUGCCAUGUUUGUUGUGGUGAUGAUGCAAAUAUGCGGACGAAAUGGCAAACGAAGCAAUAGGACUAUGCGGGAAGAGAUCCUGAGGAACCUUCGUAGUGUUAUUAGCCUGACCUUCCUCCUAGGCAUGACGUGGGGUUUUGCUUUUUUUGCCUGGGGGCCUCUAUAUCUUCCUUUUGUGUACCUCUUCUGUAUUUUCAACUCAUUGCAAGGUUUAUUUAUAUUUAUAUUCCACUGUGCAAUGAAAGAAAAUGUGCAAAAGCAAUGGAGAAGACAUCUUUGUUGUGGAAGAUUCAGGCUGGCAGACAACUCAGACUGGAGUAAAACAGCAACUAAUAUAAUAAAGAAGAGUUCAGACAACCUGGGGAAAUCUUUAUCUUCCAGUUCUAUUGGUUCUAAUUCAACAUACCUGACUUCAAAAUCAAAAUCCACAUCAAACACCUACCAUAAAAGGAACAGCCAUUCUGACAAUGUUUUUCUUGACAAGCCUUCACCAAAAUACACCCAAGUGGACACGGAGCAGACGUCAAUCAUCCCAGUUUACCAAGUCAUUGACAAAGUGAAGGGUUACUACAGUACCCAGUCAGACAAUUUCUAUAGAAAUAUGAUCAUGUCAGACUCCCUGAGCCACAGUACAAAAUUCUGAAUGUCUGGGCAUCUGGAAGAAGAGAAAGCAACAAACAGAAUGACGAUUCUAAAUGUUGGAUUUGGUGACUGGCUGAAGAAAUAAACUCUACCAAAGUGUUGUGCUUUAUCCAGUUACAUUAGUUGUUCGGCGACAUCCUUGCUAUCUAUGGUUGGAGAAACAGAACAUCUAAUUAAUUCUCUCCACUGACCCAGUAUUGAUGCUGACCUCUCUCAUCACAACAGUUCUCAAGUUUCUAUCAGUGACAUGUUAAUUAAUCCCAUUUGUAAUCUUGCAAAAUUAAAAAUAUUGUAAAGCCCAAGACUAAAGCUUUGUAACUUCCAAAGACAUUUUAAAAGCAUGUUGUUAAGAAGUUGUAUGGAAACCUACAUUCUUGGAAGUUUUCCUCUCUGUUAUGUUUGUGUGUGUGUGUGCGCGCGUGGGUGUGUAGCCUUUUACAGGGAGUGCUAUUCAAUUGUGCCUGUCCAUAGGUAGAAUGGAUCCCCUUUCUUCAUAUAACCAAAUCUACUAGGGAGUGUAAAGGGAUGACAGAAUAUUCUGCUUGCGGCACAAGCAGAAGUCUGCUUGCGCAACGCUAGCGGUAUCAUGGAGGAUUUUAUAGAUUUUUUUUCUCCACAGACAAGGCAAAGAAAAACUAUUUUUAGUGAAUUAAUACAUGUUUGUGCCUAAUUACAGAAACCAAAAGUGUUUCAGAGGUUAUCUUAUUCUUGAUCUUAACUCUUGCUUGCAAACUCUGGGCCAUAUUUAUAAUUGUAUUAAUGGCAGAAGUAUUGAAGUAUGCUUCUUUGCCUUUAGAAGAGCUUAAUGAUGUGUUUUAUGUAACUUGAAAGUUUGCCUAGUCCUAGACCAAAAGAAACUGAGCAGUUGAAUGUGUCACUGUUUUUAUGCAUCUUCAUCAUGAUCAAAGAAUAGAAAUUCUGAGUCAGCCCAAGUAUACAUAAAUUUCCAUGGGUUCCUCCUAAUUUGUUUUAUUUUUCACAUCCUUAUACAUGUGGAACUCCAGGCUGGAACUUGAAGGUUUUCUGUUGAUUCCUGCCUUAAGAGCAACGCACAUAUUUAUUUAGAAUGUUUGCAAAUUUAAAAAACGACUCCUCAUUAUGUAAGAGGAAAUAUCCAUUUAUAUGGGAAAUCCAUAUGUUCACUGGCCUGCACAUUGGAGCUCAUGUUUAUUAACCUGUACAAUUAUAUACAACAAUGCAUAAAAUGAUUGAUAUAAGUAUUGAUUGUGUCCCAUCAAGUCAAUGUCAGCUCUUAGAUCUUUUCACCCAGAUAGACCUUUUCCAAGAUAAGUAUUGAAACUUACCUAUCCAGAAAUCUGUAUAAUUUCAAAUACGUGCCGCUGCUGAAAUAACUGAGAUACUCACAUGUAAGUAUAGUAGUCAUACCGUCAUCUUUACUUCCCUUCAUACAAUGUUUUGAAUUACAGACUGUGUCAUUACAUACUCUGAUUGUAGCACAUGUACUUAGAUUUACUAAAGUCAGUAUGCCUCAUCCUUAAAGGGGAAGCAUGUUAUGUUCAUUGUUUCACACAAUUUCUCUUUGGAUGAAAUUAGUUAAAAUAAAUGCUCCAAAUAUCAAAAAAUUACAUGCGAAAUAUAAAACAAUCUUUGUCACUUGCUCAAUUCUUUAAUAACUCUUUACUGUGUGCUACGUUAUUUAGUCUCCCAGUAAUUCAUAGUAUAAUCUUCAGUGUGUCUUCUCAGAAGCAACUCCCAUUAAAUACAGUGGGACUUACUUUAAGGUAAAUUUGUACAGAACUACAACUGCAAAUUUUAUCACUCACUGAGAAGCGGUCAUAGAAUACCCCUGUAUUUCUAUUGCAAUGAUCUCUACAUGCUUACUUUCAAAAUACAUUUCAAAUGUUUUUCUUCUGCUGUAUUGUAUCUGUUUAAGAACUACCAUUUAUUAAUUUUCACCAUCAGAAUUGUCAAAUUAAGGUGCCCUGUAAAGCUGCUUGACUUCAAACUAUUUAAUCUUUUUUUUCUUAAUCUCUAAAAGGAAUUAUUUAUCGCAGGUUAUGGAUUUAACUUUAUGUGCGUGAAUGAUUCCUUAUGACAUCAAAUUAUACCAGAGUCUGAUGGGAUCAAACAGCUUUACUAGGGAGAAUAUUUUGUUCACAUGUGCUUUCUAAAAAAUUAGUAAAUGUAUAUCUCUUAAUAGAUUUCAGAAAGUAGCUUGUGUGACAUUUCUUCUGGAUAAAAAUAUUCAAAAUGAGAAAGGAAAAUGUGUUUCUGAAUAUGGUAAUUGGAAGUAAAUAAAAUUAAAACGAUAAAUAAGGCUUCACUUUCAUUAGAGAAGAUUGUUAUACUUUAGUUUUUCCUUAAGACAGUUUCAUCUGACUAGCAGAUUAAUGUGAAAUUUGCCUGUAUUUUCACUAAAUUAAGAAUAUUCUUUCUCUUUACUACCAUGUAGUAAUCCUUAAAAAUCUAUUUCAGAUGAAUAUUUUCCAGUGCUCUUCUUUCAUCAUAUUGUCUUUCUAUGUAAAACUUUGAUUUUCUUAUCAGCAAAGUCUAACUUCCCUUGUAUAUAUUUAUUUAUUUCUGAGAUUCAAACUAUGUAAGCAUAUUUCAGCUGCAUACUGGCAAUCCUUGUAAUUAUAUGCAAUCUUUAAGUCAUUGGGAAAAAAUAGCAUGAGUGAGUAUGUCUGGGCAUGUUGGAUUUGCUAUGUGUACAGCUUAUUGGAUAAGCUUUUGUUUAUGAGGGAAAUACUGAUAUAAUUUCAAAUAUUAGUUUUUAGAGACUAGUGAUACAAUUUAUAGAAAGAAUUGUAAUAUCAAUAG
Molecule: messenger RNA, 6716 nt
Organism: Python bivittatus (Burmese python)
Lineage: Eukaryota; Metazoa; Chordata; Lepidosauria; Squamata; Pythonidae
Source: RefSeq, a predicted model, not a curated record